AUGGGCGUCCUGCAACCCCGACGUCGCGAUUCUCGCACAUCCGUCUUGUCUCGUAACCUGAUGUUUGAUCGUGACCAAGGGAUGGCUUUGUCCCCAGAGUCACUGGUGGAACAUGCAAACCUGGCCAGCUCUCCCGGUCCAAUAGGCGCCGAAGCCUCAAGUUACAGUGGAUCAAGACGAACCCCCAGUCGAUCUUUCUACCACCGGUCAUUUAACAACAACAAUAUGGAUCCGGCACAUUAUGCCUCAGACGGUCUUCGCGACCAGACCGCCGAGCUCGCAACCUACGGCCUAUCAUUGAACAAAAAGUCCAUCUUGCGGGACGGCCCAGGCCUCCCACCUGGUCUGGAUAUAUUCCACGGCAGUCAGCAUUCGGCAGAUUUCUCCCAGGAUGAAGCCUCCAGUUCUCAUACGGCCCUGGGGGAGGCGUUGGAUCCUGGUUCUUCCUCUGUUGACCCUACAUCGGCCUCUUCGGCUCUCACAGAAAUGAUUCGCCGUCCUUCAGCUGUGCUAGAUGAUGAAGUCACACCAUCUGCGACGGAGGAGGUGUCGUUUCCGCCCCCGCCUACUAUAUAUGAAGCACCCGAAGGAAAUACCGAGCACACCUCGCUAUUAUCCAAGUCACGAUCUAAAUCUACACAGAAUUAUGGAAGUGCUGGGGAUAUUGAGAAUCAGCGUGAUGUCACUCGGUCUCCGAACUUCUUGACAAAGGGUGUUUCUUCGGUGGCCAAAUACUCCAGGGCUCUGGCUAGCCCGAAGUCAUGGGACAGGCAUGCGAUAUGGCAGGAAGCUGUGGUCCGUCCAGCUAGUCUGGUACCUGCAGUACUGCUGGGACUUCUACUGAACAUUCUGGACGCAUUAUCGUAUGGAAUGAUCUUGUUCCCUCUGGGAGAACCGCUUUUCUCCCACCUAGGAACCGAUGGUAUCUCGAUGUUCUACGUCAGUACCAUUAUCUCCCAAGUUGUCUUUUCCUGUGGAGGGUCAAUCUUCAAAGGUGGAGUUGGAAGCGAGAUGAUUGAAGUAGUGCCCUUUUUCCACCAGAUGGCAUUCACAAUCAUGAACUCGAUCGGCAAAGACAACCCCAAAUCUGUCAUUGCAACAACUAUCCUAGCCUUUUCUGUCAGUUCAGUGCUGACUGGCUUGGUCUUCUUCUUGAUGGGUGUGUGUGGGCUGGGCUCGCUCAUCGGUUUCUUCCCUCGCCAUAUUCUGAUCGGCUGUAUCGGUGGUGUGGGUUACUUCCUUCUGGCGACUGGUGUUGAGGUCUCGGCUCGACUUCCUGGGACAUUGGAGUAUAAUCUACAGACACUGCAGAAACUGUUCCAGCUCGACACAUUCCCUCUUUGGAUCAUUCCUCUGUCUCUCGCAAUUGGCCUCCUUGUCUUGAAAAGGUUCGUUCGCUCGAACUUUUUGGUUGGGGGCUACUUCAUUGCGGUUGCAGCUGUAUUCUACAUUGUCAUUCUGAGCGCGAGAAUCUCCAUGCUUACCUUGCAUCAGAAGGGUUGGGUCUUUGAUGCUCCAUCUUCUAACAAUCCUUGGUAUCAUUUCUACACGCUUUACGAUCUCUCCGCGGUCAAUUGGACUGCCUUCAGCGAGACGAUUCCGGCCAUGUUUGCACUAACCUUCUUUGGUGUGCUUCAUGUGCCUAUCAACGUUCCGGCUUUGGGAAUCUCUACCGGUGAAGACAAUCUUAACGUUGACAGAGAGCUCGUGGCGCAUGGUGUGACCAAUGCUCUUUCUGGAUUCGCUGGGAGUAUCCAGAAUUACCUUGUUUACACCAACAGUCUUCUUUUCAUUGCCAGCGGCGGAGAAUCUCGCUUGGCGGGUUUGAUGUUAGCUGGAGCAACGGCUGGUAUCAUGGUCAUUGGUCCUGUCAUUAUUGGAUAUAUUCCAGUGAUGGUUGUGGGUGCUUUGAUCUUCUUACUGGGUGUUGAGCUGUUGCAGGAAGCCUUGGUUGAUACUUGGGGAAAGCUUACCCGACUUGAAUACUUAACUGUUGUCAUUAUUGUCGUCACUAUGGGUGCUUGGGACUUCGUGGUUGGAAUUUUUGUUGGAAUCAUCCUGGCAUGCGUGAACUUUGUCGUCCAGACGUCCCGCAAGUCCGCCAUUCGAGCCACCUUCUCCGGCGAGACCGCAGGAUCCACCGUCCGACGACCUCCCAUUCAGCAGCAAUUCUUGCACGAAGCUGGACAGCAGACAUUAAUCAUUAAGCUUGGUGGCUACCUCUUUUUUGGAACAAUUGUCGAUGUCGAGAAUACCCUGCGCGGCCUCAUCGAAAAAGAAGCAUUCGAUCGACGUCCUAUUCGGUUCCUCAUCCUCGACUUCUCCCGAGUCUACGGCCUCGAUUUCUCCGCCGCCGAAGCCUUCACCCGCAUCAAUCGGGUCCUGAAGAAGCGCCACGUGCAAACAACCAUCUCAGGCCUGAACCUUGAAGGCGACGUAGGCAAGAGUCUUCAAAACGUCGGACUUUUCGAAUCCGACUCCGGCGUACCAAUCUUCGAAGACCUAAACUCAGCCCUCGAAUUCUGCGAGAACGACUACCUCAAAGUCUUUUAUAGCCGCCAAGAAGCCCUCCUAACCCCAACUGCGCCCUCCACACCCUCAACCCUCCUCCAAGUCCCCGUCCCAGUCCCCCAACCCCAAACCCUAUCCGACACAAUCGUCAGCUCCCCGCGAGGCCAAUAUCUACAACGUGUAGCAACAAGCACAAUCCGUGAACAUGAAACAGCAAUGAUGGUCUCCCCAGCCUGGUCAGCAAUGCGCCAACCUCUUUCCCUCCUCCUCCAAACCUUCCAAGGUCUCUCUAACCAAAAUGAGGACUUUUGGUUCCCAGCCUGCUCUUACUUCACUCGCGAGUCCUACCCAGCAGGCGAAGUCCUCUACCACGAAGGCGACGCCCCGCGCGCCUUUUACCUGCUCGAAUCUGGCAUGUUACGCGCAGGAUAUGAUCUGCCUCAAGGCAGAUACUUUGAGCUCAUUGUCGCUGGUCGACCGUGUGGCGAGUUGCCUUUCUUUAGUGAUACCCGUCGCACGGCGACUGUUAAGGCUGAGCGUGAUUGUGUUGCUUGGUGUUUGACUGGUGCUCAGUGGAAGCUUUUGCAGGAGAAGGAGCCUCGUAUUGCGAGAGAGUUGUUGACUGUCAGUUUGAAGUUGACUACUGAGCGGAUGGAUUCUAUUACCUCUUAUGUCCUUACCAUGGCAGCUUAA
This is a messenger RNA of Penicillium nucicola, 3204 nucleotides long. RefSeq names its product sulfate transporter family protein. Gene Ontology annotation, cellular component: membrane. NCBI's taxonomy places the organism in Eukaryota, Fungi, Ascomycota, Eurotiomycetes, Eurotiales, Aspergillaceae. The transcript is spliced from 4 exons. The record is from RefSeq and is a predicted model, not a curated record. Bases 1 to 3204 code for a protein of 1067 amino acids.